CUUUGUUUUGGUUUAACAUGUUUUGAAAUUGAGUGUGGGUGGGUUGUUUACAAUGCGAUCUUUUUAAUUUAUCGACAGUUGUGCCAGAAGAAACUUUUUCGAAAUGUCAGCUGUAAACAGAAAAGGCAUUAGCAUUAUUUUCAAUCAGUUUCGUUUGUUCGGGAAACUUACGAACUCUGAUGUAGGAACUAGUGCUAGAUUUAAAUCUGUCAAGGCAGCAGUUCUUCGUGAAUUCAAGGAAAAUUUGGAUAUUAAGGAGAUACCGCUGAAAAAAUUGCGCAAGAACGAGGUUAGAGUUAAAGUUAGCUAUUGCAGUUUGAAUCAAUCAGACUUAUUGAUGUGUAAAGGAGAAUAUGAUUUCACACCAAAACUGCCAUUUGUUCCUGGUCAUGAAAUUUCGGGGGAGAUAAUUGAAGUUGGAUCUGAAGCAACAAAAGAAGGUUUUACCAAUGGUCAGAAAGUAAUAGGCCUUAGCAAGGACGACUAUGGAGGAUUAGCACAACAAAUCACAUUAUCAGCAACAGAUGUAUGGUUACUUCCACAAUCCAUAAAGCUACGCAAGGGCUGUGUUCUAGCUGAUGCAUAUGCUACAGCUUUGCUUGGGCUUACACGACGAGGCCGGCUGAAAGAGAAACAGUCUGUUCUAGUCACUGCUGCUUCUGGUGGGCUGGGAUUGGCUGCUGUGGAUGUUGCAGCUAAUGUUUAUCGAGCCAAGGUAAUUGCUGUGUGUGCAAGUGAGGAACAAGCGAGUUUACUUCGUGAAAGAGGAGCAUGGGCUGCCCUCACCUAUGACCCAAAAGAAGUGAUUAAGAAAGUAGAUGAAGUUACUGACGGUAGAGGUGUUGAUUUGGUGUUUGACGCAGUUGGUGGAAAAGUUUUUGAACAUGUUACUAAAUGUGUAGCCCAUGAAGGUACAGUCAUCCUGGCAGGUUUUGCAUCCAGAACUGUGCAACAAGUUGCUACUGGUAUUCUUUUACCAUGUUCUAUGAGUCUUGUUGGAAUCUCUCUGGGAUCAUACCGGAAAGCAGAUUUAGAAAUUUAUAGAACAACUGUCCAAGAUGCCAUAGACAUGUGUGAGCAGGGCUUAACAGCACCUGCAAUUUCCAAAAUAUUUCCCUUAGCAGAUGUCAAUUCAGCAUUUGAAUAUAUGGAGGGGCAUGAAACAACAGGCAAAGUGGUGGUGCAGUUAAAAGAUGAAGAUUGAGGUGCUGUCUCACUACUGUAAUGAGAGAUCUGUCUAUGUGAUCUGUGCUGUUUUCCUUGUAAAUAGUAAAAAGCUUACUAUCAUUUUGUAGAAAUGUUUCAGUUGCCUUUUUUUUAAAUUAAAAACCCUGUACUUUU
This is a messenger RNA of Schistocerca cancellata (South American locust), 1341 nucleotides long. RefSeq names its product quinone oxidoreductase-like protein 2 homolog. Gene Ontology annotation, cellular component: mitochondrion. The record is from RefSeq and is a predicted model, not a curated record. Lineage: Eukaryota; Metazoa; Arthropoda; Insecta; Orthoptera; Acrididae. The coding region runs from base 104 to 1204 and encodes 366 amino acids. Gene Ontology annotation, molecular function: oxidoreductase activity; zinc ion binding. The transcript is spliced from 6 exons.